Molecule: messenger RNA, 1174 nt
Organism: Larimichthys crocea (large yellow croaker)
Lineage: Eukaryota; Metazoa; Chordata; Actinopteri; Sciaenidae
Gene: dnajc9
Product: DnaJ (Hsp40) homolog, subfamily C, member 9
Exons: 5
Coding region: 208-963 (251 amino acids)
Cellular component (GO): cytoplasm; nucleus
Molecular function (GO): heat shock protein binding
Source: RefSeq, a predicted model, not a curated record
CGUUUUUGUUCGUGACGUAAGCACGUCGCUGUACGUACGGGUUCAUCUGACGGGCUAGCGCGCCAACUUGAUAUUGCCGACAAACCAAAGGAGAAAGCAGAAAAUUAAAACCUUUGUAACUGCAAAACUCGCCUGUUGAAAGCGGCGUCAGACGCUUCGGAUUGAGUACUCUUCAAACCACGGUCAAAAGUCGGACUAACGGUCGGCAUGGGUUUGCUCGAGCGCUGCCAGGAGCUCUUCAAGACCUCGGACCUGUACGAGCUGCUGGGCGUCAACAAAGAAGCCACCGAGGCACAGAUCCGGAGGAGCUACUACAAAGUGUCCCUCAGAGUCCACCCGGACAGAGCUCCUGAAGACGCGGACGCUACGGAGAAAUUUCAGGUUUUGGGGAAGCUGUAUAAGGUGCUGAGCGAUAAGGAGCUGAGAGCUGUGUAUGAUGAGCAGGGGGUCGUGGAUGAAGAGCCUGUCUUGAGUAACGACCGCGACUGGGUUGACCACUGGAGACGGUUGUUCCCUGAGAUUACAGUACAGGACAUCAUUGAAUUUGAAAAGACAUACAAGGGCACUGAUGAGGAGCGGCAAGAUGUCAUCAGGGUUUACAUGCAGUACGAGGGAGACAUGGACGCCAUCGCAGAGUCUGUUCUGUGCUUCACCCAGGAAGAGGAGCCCAGGAUCUGCGGCAUCAUCCAGGCUGCCAUCGACAGUGGAGACGCCCCAGCAUUUCCAGCGUUUUCUCAGGAGAGUGCGAAGAAGAAGCGGGCUCGAAGGAAGAGGGCUGCCAAAGAGCAAAAAGAAGCAGAAGAAAUGCAGAAACAGAUGGGGCUCGGCCAGGAGGACAGCAGUCUUGUGGCGAUGCUUCAGCAAAGACAGAAGUCCAGAGAACAGAAUUUCAACAGCUUCGUGUCCGACCUGGAAGCAAAAUACUCCAAAAAAAGUGGAAAAGCCAAAAGAGGAAAAAAGUGAAAAGCAUACAGGCUGAUUAUAGCAGAUAAAAUGUACAUAAACCACGGCAGAAAAACUGUGUAGUGUUGUGUAAAAUCCAGUGUGUGCAGCUACCUAAACGCUGUGUGCCUCAGCCGUGCUUCAGCUUUUUAGCUGAAAAUCAAUGUUUAUUUCUUUGUUUGUUGUUUUUGUAAAACUCUUCAUUAACACAAAUAAAUUCAUUUAUAUACAU